AUGAAGCCUGCUACGAUCUCCAUACUGCUCGACACUCCCGAAGUGCACCUAUACGGCGAACGUGCAUCCUCCUCGGGAUGCACGUUGACCGGCAAAGUUCUCAUGAGCCUGCGCGUUCCCACCAAGAUCCGCUCCCUCAACAUCACAUUCCAAGGCCAGCAAAAGCUCAAAUACCCCACACCCACGCCCAAAUCUACCCAGAAUACAAACCUUAACCCGCUGAUGAUCGAGCGCAACCGCUUGGCUGUAUCUGAAACACAAAACCUCAUUGAGCCGCAGGCUAAGUACACGCAGUACGCAGCAGGCACGCACGAACUGCACUUUGAAUUUAUUGUUUCUGGCGAUUUGCCAGCUACUGCUGAUCUUAUUACGGGCGAGACUAAAUACACUAUGGAUGCACAAUUGGUUUUAACCGGACUGCGCUCCAGCAGCACUGUCCAGCAACCGGUGGUUAUUUUGAGGUGUCCCCGGGACGGCGGACACUGGGCACACACUGUGUUUGAUUCCCUGAGUGUCGGGACACAGUGGGAGGACCGCGUUUCCGUCACAUUGAGUUUUGAUCAAUCUGCCAUCAACGACGCCACCACUGCAACCUUCCUAGUCGAAAUCACUGCAAAUGCCAAAAACCACCACCUAAUGGCGCUCACUUUGCAACUGCGCGAAACCCAAACCAUCUUUGAUAACACAGCGCACACCAGCAGUCGUGUCCACAGGGUGACCCGCAUAGUCUCCCAAAAACUAAUGUCCUACGGGUCUGUGGGGGCCAAACUUUGUGGUCAAGAUGAGUUUUACGUUCGGCUGUCGAUCCCUCGAGUAAAUGACGGCGUGCAGUUUGAGUGUGAGUGUGUGGAGUAUUUGGUUUCGCAUAGGCUGGUUCUGACGGCUUCAGUGCGGGCGCCGGAGGGACAUACGGCAGAGGUGACUAUUCCGGCGCAAUUUUCUGUGUUGCCCAAAUCAGCCAUCAGUGGUGGAUCUGAACUACCCCUGUAUGAGAGCUCCCCAAAUGAUCAGCUCAUACAGACAUCAUCCGGGUUGGGCUUGGAAGAUGAAAGCUCGAUAUUGCGGUUGCAGUUGCAGGCGACUGCGAUGGAGAGUUUGGCUGGGAGACAAUUACCUUCCUACUCGCUGCCUGUCUGCUUCUCGUGUGGGAAAGAGGAUGUAUCUGUACUGGAGUGUCGCCAGGCUAUUGUUCGCCAUAGUCUGAUCCCGCCUGGCACGGAGAUUGAAGACUUGUGCGCGACGCUGGCUUCUGCGAAUUUUGUAGCGGGGAAUUAA
Molecule: messenger RNA, 1275 nt
Organism: Kickxella alabastrina
Lineage: Eukaryota; Fungi; Kickxellomycota; Kickxellomycetes; Kickxellales; Kickxellaceae
Exons: 1
Coding region: 1-1275 (424 amino acids)
Biological process (GO): protein transport
Cellular component (GO): cytoplasm
Source: RefSeq, a predicted model, not a curated record